Molecule: messenger RNA, 157 nt
Organism: Dentiscutata erythropus
Lineage: Eukaryota; Fungi; Glomeromycota; Glomeromycetes; Diversisporales; Gigasporaceae
Source: the annotation of a GenBank genome assembly
GAAAAAAGGUGAACUUCUUCUUGAGUAUAUUAAAGAAUCUAAAGAUGGAAAUAUUGAAUGUAUUGAAUUAUGGGAUAUAGAUUUGGCAGAUUUACAUAGUGUAAAAAAUUUUGCUGAUAAGUUUAUUAAAGAGUAUUUAAUUGUAAAUGAAAAAUAG